AUAGCAAAGAAAACAUUAACCGACGCGCACUGAGCGGGCAAGAGGAACAGAGUUACCUCCUACCGUGCGCACAGGCAAACACAGCUAACCACAUAGCCAAGCAGCCUUUGAAUCAUUUGUAUAAGUUAUUGCAUUGUUUAUUUUGCUUUUUAACCUCUUUUUAUUAUAUUGACUUUUUUGUAAAGCACCAUUCUUAAAGCAUUAGCAAAGAAAAACUAAUUUUGCUUAGGGAAAAUAAAUAGCAUUUUCCUUCAUUUAUUUGUUAUUGUUAGCGUUCACCAUGCUGUGGCCACUUUUCUGUGCCGGUGUCCUUUUAGUUCCAUUGAUAGCCGAAGCCAGGAUCUCUAAGCGGUAUGUCAUCGGCUGCCCCGACCGCUGCGACAAGUCUCAGUGUCCCCAGAUCCCCGCUGACUGUUUAGCGGGCGACGUCCUGGACCAGUGCGACUGCUGCCCGGUCUGCGCAGCCGGGGAGGGCGAGCCCUGCGGCGGCUCGGGAAGGCUUGGCGACCCAGUGUGCGCUGAAGGGCUGGAGUGCUCGGUUUCGGACGGAGUUGCUUACUCCGCUACCGUGAGGCGGAGAGGCAAGACCGGUACCUGCGUCUGUAAAAGCUCCGAGCCCGUGUGUGGCAGCGACGGCGUGUCCUACCGGAACAUCUGUGAACUGAAGAGGGUCAGCAGUGGAGCGCAAAAGUUGCAGCAGCCACCUGUCAUCUUUAUACAAAGAGGAGCUUGCGGACAGGGUACCGCCCAGGAGAACCCAGACAGCCUAAGGCACAGAUACAACUUCAUUGCAGAUGUGGUUGAGAAAAUUGCUCCUGCUGUGGUUCAUAUUGAACUGUAUCGCAAGAUGGUCUUCUCAAAACGGGAGGUGGCAGUGGCCAGCGGCUCAGGCUUCGUGGUGUCAGAAGACGGGCUGAUUGUCACCAACGCUCAUGUGGUAGCCAACAAGCACCGGGUGAAGGUUGAGCUAAAGAGUGGCGCCACCUAUGACGCGAAGAUCAAAGAUGUGGAUGAGAAAGCCGACAUCGCCCUCAUCGAGAUAGACGUACCGAUGAAGCUGCCCGUCCUGCUGCUGGGGCGCUCGGCAGACCUGCGACCUGGGGAGUUCGUGGUGGCCAUCGGCAGCCCUUUCUCUCUGCAAAACACUGUGACCACGGGCAUCGUCAGCACCACUCAGCGAGGGGGCAAGGAGCUGGGCCUGCGCAACUCCGACAUGGACUAUAUCCAGACCGACGCCAUCAUCAACUAUGGAAAUUCAGGAGGGCCUCUAGUAAAUCUGGAUGGAGAGGUCAUUGGAAUCAACACUCUGAAAGUGACAGCAGGCAUCUCCUUUGCAAUUCCUUCUGACAAGAUUCGUCAGUUCCUGGCAGAAUCCCAUGACAGACAGGCAAAAGGGAAGACAGCCCCAAAGAAGAAGUAUAUCGGUGUAAGAAUGAUGUCUCUUACUCCUUCGCUUGCUAAGGACCUGAAGGAGCGUCAGAAGGACUUCCCAGAUGUCACCUCUGGGGCCUAUGUCAUUGAAGUAAUUGCCAAAACACCAGCUGCAGUCGGUGGCCUGAAGGAGCAUGAUGUCAUUAUCAGCAUCAAUGGCCAGAGGAUCUCCUCGGCCAGCGAUGUAAGCGAUGCCAUCAAGAGAGACAGCACGCUGCGGCUGGUGGUGAGGCGAGGCAACGAGGACACCAUCCUCACCAUCAUUCCUGAGGAGAUUGACCCUUGACCUCACCCCCUUCCUUGAGCUGGUUCUCAAUGCUUCUCUAUUGGACACUUGCAGGGUGUGUCUGGAGUGGACACGCCUUACUUAGAAUGUUUAACCAAUAGCAUCUCCCCUUGUGGCUGGGUGAGACUGAAACCCCACCCCCAGGAACUGACAUAAUGUAUGCAGAGCAGUACAUCCACAUUUUAGUCUUCUGCAUUAAUCAGUGUAUCUUACUUUUCAUGUAUGCUUUGAAAGGUGUUACUACUGUUAGUUUAACGCAAGCAAAUGGCCUGUGUUUCUUGUUUUUUCUUCUUGUAUUUUUUCUUUUUUCUCAUUUUCUUUUUAUACUGAACUUGUCACUCAAAGAAAGACCCACAGGAGCCUAAUAUUUCAGUGGAAUAACUACUGGAAUAAGAGAAAAGUGGGCAUUUCAGGAUAACUUCUUGUUGUUAGAUCUUAUUUUUUAUUUUUUUUAACAGUAAAUACAAGAAAGGGGAAUAAAAUGUUUCAACAGUUAAAAUCA
Messenger RNA from Lepisosteus oculatus (spotted gar), 2219 nucleotides. RefSeq names its product HtrA serine peptidase 1b (gene htra1b). Gene Ontology annotation, cellular component: extracellular region. Gene Ontology annotation, molecular function: serine-type endopeptidase activity; protein binding. NCBI's taxonomy places the organism in Eukaryota, Metazoa, Chordata, Actinopteri, Semionotiformes, Lepisosteidae. The record is from RefSeq and is a predicted model, not a curated record. Gene Ontology annotation, biological process: positive regulation of apoptotic process; programmed cell death; proteolysis.